Microsporum canis CBS 113480 is the source of this 1725-nucleotide messenger RNA. Its product is annotated as ap endonuclease. Gene Ontology annotation, molecular function: DNA binding; phosphoric diester hydrolase activity; double-stranded DNA 3'-5' DNA exonuclease activity. Gene Ontology annotation, cellular component: nucleus. The coding region runs from base 1 to 1725 and encodes 574 amino acids. The transcript is spliced from 3 exons. Gene Ontology annotation, biological process: base-excision repair. The record is from RefSeq and is a predicted model, not a curated record. Lineage: Eukaryota; Fungi; Ascomycota; Eurotiomycetes; Onygenales; Arthrodermataceae.
AUGUUUGAUAUCCUCGAGGCAGACGUUGUUAUUUUCCAGGAAGCAAAGAUUCAACGGAAAGACCUGCAAGAUGAUAUGGUGCUCGUUCCAGGAUGGGAUUGCUAUUUCAGUCUCCCAAGGCAGAAGAAAGGCUAUUCCGGGGUUGUGAUAUAUACCCGCAGUUCGAAGUGCGCUGCAAUACGUGCAGAGGAGGGCAUAACCGGGACACUCUGCCCGCCAAAUUCUUCCACCCAGUUUCGUCAUUUACCUGCUUCCGAACAAAUCGGUGGAUACCCUACUAUCGAACAGAUGGAGGAGCUGUCUGAAAUAGACCCCGUAGCGCUCGACUCGGAGGGAAGAUGUUUAAUCUUAGAGUUCCCUGCUUUUGUUUUAAUAGGUGUUUACUGUCCUGCCAAUCGAGAUGAAUCUCGAGAUGGUUUUCGACUUGGUUUUUUGAACAUACUAGACGCCCGGGUGAGAAAUCUUAUAAAGAUGGGAAAGCGUGUUGUUUUGACUGGAGAUUUGAAUAUAUCUCCAGCGCCGAUUGAUUCAGCGCCGGCUACAGAAAGGAUCAGAAAGAGCGCCGAAACCGAAGAAGAGUAUAUAUCUUCCCCUGCUAGGUGUCUCUUUAAUACACUAGUGAGGCGUGUUGGUUCAACUGGAGAUGCAGACAACGUUGAGACACCCCCUGUCCUCCGUGAUCUCUGUAGGGAAUUCCACCCCCACCGUACUGGCAUGUAUACGUGCUGGGAACAGAGGGUAAAUGCCCGACCAGGAAAUUAUGGUUCAAGGAUCGAUUACAUCCUCUGUAGUGAUGAUAUAAGGCAUUGGUUUGUUGAAUCCAACAUUCAAGAGGGACUUAUGGGGUCCGACCAUUGUCCCGUUUACGCUUCGAUAGGUGAUAGAGUACGUCUAGAUGGAAAAGACGUUCAUAUUUUAGACAUUAUGAAUCCUAUAGGUUCAUUUGAAGACGGAAUAGAGCAACCUCGCCCUGUGAAAAUAUCCCCUUUACCACUGUCGGGAAAGAUGAUCCCGGAGUUCGAUCGCCGGAGAAAUAUAAAGGAUAUGUUCAAGAAACAUUCUCUAUCGCGGACUAACAGCGAAAUAAAAGUAUCAGCAGAGACAGAUACUUAUACUGGAUCAGAAACUUCUGAUUCGGGCUCUCAGUCCAAGAUUGCGAUGGAAAAUAAAAACACGCCACUGACAAUGAAUCCCCCUACCAAGCGAGGGCAUGGCAAGGUAGCUCAGGUGUCGCCAUCGAAACGUUUGAAACAAAAGAGCCGGCCUGUUGGUUCUCGAAGCAAUGGCCAGCAAACCCUUGCUGGCUUUUUUAAGUCCGAAAGAACUAGUCGUGUCGUCGGCGAAGAGAAUGCUACCGUUUCUACUAUCUCACCACAGGGAUCUCACGCUGAAACACAGCCAAACCCAACUGAUGAACCAUCAGCCACUGCAGAAGCAAAUGAUACUGUACCAACCGAAACGACCAAGACCUUUGUUGACGAUUAUGUCGCCUUCUCCUGCAGCCCGACAGAAUCAUGGUCAAAGGUAUUUACGAAGAAGCCUGUACCCAAAUGCGAGGGGCAUGAUGAAGACUGUAUUUCGCUUGUCACCAAGAAACCAGGGAUGAACUGUGGAAGGUCCUUUUGGAUAUGUUCGAGGCCGUUGGGGCCAAGUGGUGAUAAAGAGACGGGCACUCCAUGGCGCUGCCCCACGUUCAUUUGGUGCAGUGACUGGAGGACGAGCUGA